AUGACACCUCCAGAGGUGACGCCCGUCAAGCGGGUUUUGGUGCCACCUCCUCCAUCAACUCCCUCGACGGCUCCGGUACAGGAAAAGGACGACAUUGCUCCCGGGAUGUUGGCCACCCCGGGACGAGACGAUAGCACGCACGAAGCUCUGGCAGCGGUCAUCUUCAUGGGACAGCUGUUCUCGCUAAUGCCCAUCGCCGGGUACACCACGGAUGACCCACGUGACGUCCGGAUGCGCUUCCGUUCGGUGCGGUUCCUGUACGCGUGUCUCACGCUGGUCCUGAUGCUGUCGCUCAUCGUGAUGUUGUGUGUGCAUACGACGCAUGAGGGUUCGUUCGGUGUCCAGCAAGCUUCGUCCCUUGCGUACUACGGUGUGAUCGUGUUCUUCAUGGUGGAGCUAAUGCUGCUGGCACGCCACUGGCCCCGGAUUAUGGGCCGUUGGUUCGCGGAUGAGCAACCCUUUCGGAGUGAUCCUUACCGACCGCCAGCGGAAACGCUACCACUGCGACGUAAGAUGCACCUGAUCGCGUUCGGUGUGAUGUGUUUCGCGUUUCUCGAGGACACGCUUAACUUUCUUUCCGCGUACCGGUUGAACGAGCUGCACAUUCGGUACUGCCCGCAUCGGAGCGGGUUCUGGAAGAACUUCUUCCAUCGCGAGCAUCCGUACGUGUUGCGAGCGAUUCCGUACCAUCCGGUGGUUGGGUGGACGAUCGAGCUGACGAUGCGUGUUGGCAAGUUCACCUGGCACUACGUGGACGUGUUUAUCAUCUGUCUUAGUCUGGGGCUUCAACGACGGUUUGUGCAGUUUAACGAGCGGCUUGAGCGACUCGACGGACAACCACAACCACAGGCCGUGUGGCGUCGAUUGAGGUUAGAUUUUGUGCGACUCACCGAACUGGUCGCGUACGUGGACGCUCGCUUCUCUAAGCUGAUCCUGCUGUGUUGCGCCAAUGACAUGUUCUUCAUCACCGUGCAGCUAUUCAACAGCUUCGACCUGAAGCCGACCACGAUGACGACGGUGUACUUCUGGUACUCGCUUGUGUUCCUGAUGUGUCGGUGUUUUUUGAUGCUGUUCGUUGUGUCGUCGGUGAGUCGAGCCUCGGAACGUCCACUGGAGACGUUAAGACGGUUCCCGAGCUCCAACUGGAAUCUGGAUCUACGUCGGCUCUGUGAUGUGGCAGCCACGGCCGAGAACGCUCUAUCCGGCAAGCGGUUUUUCUUCGUCCGGCGGCCUCUCAUACUCGCGAUGGCCGGUACGAUCAUCACGUACGAGCUGGUGCUGCUCGAUCAGGUGAAGAAGGUUCCGGAUAACACGCGCGAUUGCACAUUUUAG
This is a messenger RNA of Anopheles nili, 1332 nucleotides long. RefSeq names its product gustatory receptor for sugar taste 64a-like. NCBI's taxonomy places the organism in Eukaryota, Metazoa, Arthropoda, Insecta, Diptera, Culicidae. The record is from RefSeq and is a predicted model, not a curated record. Gene Ontology annotation, biological process: sensory perception of sweet taste; detection of chemical stimulus involved in sensory perception of taste. The transcript is spliced from 4 exons. Gene Ontology annotation, molecular function: sweet taste receptor activity. Gene Ontology annotation, cellular component: membrane. Bases 1 to 1332 code for a protein of 443 amino acids.